UUUUGCGUCAUCCCCAACUUCCUCUUUUUCUGUGGUUAGCUCAGCAUGAUGGUGUGACGCUACUCACCAACCUCUUUUCAUACUUCUGCUGUACAUAUAUAGUUUAGCGGAUUCUCCAAACGGACACAGUGGCAGUUGCAGAUCUCACAACUCUUUAACAGCAGCCAAGCACACAGACCCCCGCGUACAAAGUAUUGAUGCCAUGCCGAGUCUUGUCGUAUCACCACCAAGGGAGCUGCUGAACCUCAACAUGGACACUGAUAACAAGAAGAGGGGAGGAAACCUGAAGUCCCGGCUGCAGUGUAGAUCAUCUCAAGACGCUAACACUGAAGGGCUUUGUUUCGAGGAGAUAUCCCAAUGGUCGCACUCACUAGAGAGGCUUUUAUCAUCCAAAUAUGGCAUGAAGAUAUUCCAGGCCUUCUUGAAGUCAGAGUUCAGUGAUGAAAACAUUGAGUUUUGGCUGGUGUGUGAGGACUAUAAGAAGAUGAGGUCUUCCUUCAGGAUGUCCUCCAGGGCCAAAAAGAUCUUCAAACGCUACAUUCAAGCCGAGGCUCCGAGAGAGAUCAACAUUGAUCAUAAUACCAGAGAGCUGAUCAGGCGGAACAUGAAGGCGCCCACCACGCUGUGCUUCGAUGAUGCCCAGAGGAUCGUCUACGGGCUAAUGGAGAGGGACUCCUACCCACGUUUCCUCAGGUCUGACAUCUAUCAAGAUCUUAUGGACUCUACUUCAAGCAUCUGUGCAGAUGCAAUUAAAACCAGAGACACUGUGUUUGUAGAAGCUGUACAGUGAAGCUGAGCCCAGUGCUAGACUGCCUGAGAGAAUAUGUGGUGUGUGUUUGCUUGUCCUGUGAACACUGGUGGUGACUCUUUAACACCGAAAGCACCAAAAAGAACGUAUGUUACUUUCAACACAUUGAUUCCUUCCUUCUGAGUUGGAGAAGACAUGCUUUUGGGUUGGCCAAGGCCACAUCUGACUGUGAUGAAGAGGAGAAACCAGCUCUGCCAUAAAAAAGUGGAAGACAGUUUGUUGACGUCGAUGUAAUGGGAAAGGAUGGGUUGAGACCAAAAGUGGUGACAGUUGUUGUCAAGAAAAGGACUUCCCAGAGAUGUAUGUAGCGAAAAUGCGAGGGACUUUCUGUGUGAGGCGCCAGGAAGUGUAUGUGGUGCAAGCAACACUCUCCCCGCCCAUGAUGCAAGUGCACAAGCUAUAGUAGCACACCAUCUGCAGUUUAUUGUUAUCUCACUAAAGCAAUAGAUAAGUAGAUGCUAUCUUCAUGUGGAUCUUUAUGCACAGUUUUAUGCAUUUAAAAGUGUUACAUUCUGACAUCAGUGCUGUCAUACUGAAAUAACUGAUGUUACAAUUAUUAUAAUUUGUAAUAAGCUAUAUGUUGUGCAUGUUUGUGAAAUAUAUGAAUGUGAAUAUUUUGUUGGAUUUGUACAUAUUUAAUAAAAUAUACAUAUAUACUAUGUAUAUAUAUUUGCUUUGAAACGUACAGUGCCACAACAAUAAAAAUCUGCAGAGACACAAACAAG
Molecule: messenger RNA, 1533 nt
Organism: Cottoperca gobio
Lineage: Eukaryota; Metazoa; Chordata; Actinopteri; Perciformes; Bovichtidae
Product: regulator of G-protein signaling 13-like
Exons: 5
Coding region: 203-790 (195 amino acids)
Source: RefSeq, a predicted model, not a curated record